Messenger RNA from Lactuca virosa, 1623 nucleotides. The record is from the annotation of a GenBank genome assembly. NCBI's taxonomy places the organism in Eukaryota, Viridiplantae, Streptophyta, Magnoliopsida, Asterales, Asteraceae.
AUGUUAAUAUUCGAUGACGUAAGAAGGAAAUCAUUCGCAAUAAACCCUGAAACACGGCAUCACACGCUGUUCCAUUUGCAACAAAACGGCGACCAUUCAAUCAUCGAUCGUAUCAACAGGAAACAUCAAAGAGAUGAAAGCGAAGUCAUCAGGUUUCACAGGAAACGAUCUCAAAUAGGUAACAGCAGUUCCAGAAGAGCAGCAACCAUCCCCAUACGCGCAAAUGGUGCAGAUUCUUGUACAGUUUUAUCCGAUUCGUCAAUGGGUACAGAGACAUCAUCAAGAGCAUCUAUACACAACGGCAUUUCAUUUUGGUUUACUGGACCAAGAAAAUCUCACGUGGUUGCAGCUUCAGGAAUCCUCGAGUAUUCUUACAAAGAUCUACAGAAAGCAACAAGUAAUUUCACGUCAAUAAUAGGGCAAGGGGCAUUUGGACCUGUUUACAAAGCUCAGAUGACAACCGGUGAAACUGUUGCUGUUAAAGUCCUUGCAACUGAUUCAAAACAAGGCGAGAAAGAGUUUCAUACGGAGGUUAUGUUAUUGGGAAGAUUACAUCACAGGAACCUUGUGAAUUUGGUAGGAUAUUGUGCAGAAAAGGGACAACAUAUGCUCAUAUAUGUCUACAUGAGCAAAGGGAGUCUCUCUUCUCAUUUGUACAACGAAAACCGUCAACUUUUAGGCUGGAAUUUGAGGGUUCAAAUCGCUCUUGAUGUUGCAAGGGGACUAGAAUAUCUACACGAUGGAGCAGUUCCUCCUGUUAUACACCGAGAUAUAAAAUCUUCCAACAUCCUGUUAGAUGAGUCGAUGGGCGCUAGGGUAGCUGAUUUUGGGCUCUCUCGAGAAGACAUGAUUAAUAGAAAUGCCUCAAAUAUUCAAGGAACUUUCGGGUAUUUAGAUCCUGAAUAUAUAUCAUCACGUGCGUUCACCAAGAAAAGCGAUGUUUACAGCUUUGGCGUAUUACUAUUCGAGCUUAUUGCAGGAAGAAACCCUCAACAAGGUCUCAUGGAGUAUGUUGAGCUAGCGGCAUUGAAUACGGAAGGGCAAGUUGGAUGGGAAGAAAUAGCGGAUUCGCGUUUAGACGGGAAUUUUGAUGAGCGUGAAUUGAAUGACGUGGCGGCACUCGCGUACAAAUGUGUCAACCGUUCACCGAGAAAAAGACCAUCAAUGAGGGACAACGUACAAGUGUUGUCCCAUAUCUUAAAAACAAUACAAAACAAAAGGCAUCAAAAAAGACGUUCCUCAUUAUCAUCAUCAGAAGUUGCUAUCACCAUAGGUCAAUCAGCUCGCCAAAACUCAAUGAAUAGUGAACACCAUCGGGCCGAAUCUAUGGACAGCAUACCCGACUCAGUUGAAGUUUAAAUACUUUUUUUUUUUUUUUUAAAUUCUUUUGAUUUUGUUCAAUUGUCUUGUUUUUUAUUUGUUAUGUAAUAUAUCUGACCAUUUUGACCUAAAGCACAUAGCUCGGGUUUUGGUGUGGUCUUGAUUCGGGAAAGUAGGGUUCAAAUGAAGUCCCUUGUGUAACAACAAAUCGUGUCUCACCUUUCUCUAUCUGGUUGUGGAUGUAAUGCCAAUUUUGUGUAAAGACAGAAAAAUGAUAUUUAGGAAAUAGAAGUGCAAUUUCAC